Messenger RNA from Anisakis simplex (herring worm), 501 nucleotides. NCBI's taxonomy places the organism in Eukaryota, Metazoa, Nematoda, Chromadorea, Rhabditida, Anisakidae. The record is from the annotation of a GenBank genome assembly.
CGUCGUUUCCCGAGUGGUGCGAGCACAAAUCGCAUUCAGCAAUUGCAACAACAUCCGAGCGCAAAUCUUUUCUUGCCAUCGCCAUCUGAAGAAGAACGGGCGUUAUUGAAAGAGUUCACGCGUGGUGCGUUGUGUGUGGAUGGUGUUCAACUGCUGCGCUUCUUGAGUACACAUGCAGGCGCGAUGACGGCACGUGAUAUCGCGAUGAAAUUGUUCGACGACUUCAUUGUUGCAAAAACAUCGAAGUCAAAGGUGAUGAACAACCCAAAUCUCAAUCGACAACCCAUCAAUGCGUUCAGUUCGACACCGAAACGCGUGCACAGUAGUCGCGAUCUGGAGCCUCUUCUGAAUGGACACAACGACCCGAUCACGAUGACCGAUCUCCCACGUGUCCUGCCAGCAAAUGCGCCCAUCAAUUCCGUGUAUUCCGGAUUCCCACGAACCGAUAUGAAACGUCAGGCGGAUGCAUUACCGAUGAAGGAAUUUCCACGUGAGGAAUGA